Molecule: messenger RNA, 846 nt
Organism: Aureobasidium namibiae CBS 147.97
Lineage: Eukaryota; Fungi; Ascomycota; Dothideomycetes; Dothideales; Saccotheciaceae
Exons: 3
Coding region: 1-846 (281 amino acids)
Cellular component (GO): plasma membrane
Molecular function (GO): acetate transmembrane transporter activity
Source: RefSeq, a predicted model, not a curated record
AUGUCGUCCACAGCCACCGAUGUGAACAGACCCUCAGCGGAUGCUGUCUUCGAGAAGUCGCACAACCACAACCUCAACAUCACUUCCUCCCACAAUGGCAUGACCAUCUCGCCAGAGCUAUUCGAGAAGCUGUACCUUACUCCCAAGACUCCUCGCCACGGCAACAAUGUCAAGCGUUUCGCCAAUGCCGUACCCAUGGGCUUCACUGGUUUCGUCAUCUCGACUUUUACCUUUUCGAUGAUCUUGAUGGGCUUUGCUGGUACUAGCAGUCUUGCUGGUGUUGUCGGUAUCUUCUUCUUCACUGGUCCUGUUCUUCUCGGUCUCGCUGCCAUCUUUGAGUGGAUCAUGGGCAACUUCUUUACUAUGAACUCGCUCUCCCUCUUCUGUGUCUUCUGGCUUUCCUUCGGCAUGAUCCAACUUCCUUCUCUCGGCAUUGCUGCUUCGUACUCCCCCACCGGCAAUGCUGCAGAGGGUGCCGCAAGCCCUGACUACAACAACGCCAUCGCCCUCUACCUCAUCGUCUGGGGCUUCGCUUUCGUCACCUACUUUAUCUUUUCGCUCAAGACCAAUGCUAUCUUUGCUGGUAUCUUUGGCUUUGCCGCUAUUGCUGUUUAUAUUCUUGCGGGUGCUUACUUCCACGUUGCUACUGGCGAUUAUGCUACUGCUGGUAACCUUCAAGUCGCUGGUGGUGCACUCCUUUUCGUCGUUGCAAUGCUGGGUUGGUACAUUACCUUUGUCAUCAUGGCUGCUGAGAUGCGUCUGGGCAUCAACUUCCCCGUCGGCGACCUUAGCCACUUCUGGCCCUCUACUGACGUCGAGUUGACUGAGAUUGAGAAGCAGGCUUAA